AAAGCUACGGAGUAAAUAAGCCGUAAGUUUGAGUGUGAACUGGUACUCUGACGUCGACAAAUCAUGUUGGGUUGGGCUUUGGGGCAAGACGCUAGAACGACUUAGUCUGACCCCAAGAAGUCUAUCAGCCGCGCGCUACAGGAAAAAGCGGGCAAGCAAUCAGUUCAUGAUGUCGUCAAAAUGUCAAUCUUCGCCUUGUAAACUUACGGUUGAUUACCCUGCCGUACACUCCAUAUAAAGUACGAUCGUGUCAGCUACUUCAACUUGAUCUCGCAGAUGGCCAAACCAUGAAGAGAUCGAUGCUCUACUAUUACUGUCAGCACAACUCCGAUUUAUGAUAGUCGCUGUCCAUUGCUCUUAUCUCUCAUCCUAAGAACCUUCAUAAUGACUAAUUAUCCUAGCGUUAGUGACAACGAAGCCGAACCCGAAAGUAUACCCAUAUCCGCAACCAAAGCAUCGGCGUCAACACAUAUUUCUCAAGAAAAGCUGGCGAUACAAACUACGACUUCAAACCUGGGCCACUCUAGAACUGGACCCGAGGAUGACGAACCGAAGUCGGUGAUACAUAACCCGGCUGGCUCUAGUGGAUUUAAACUAAAUGCCUGGCAAUCGUCGGACAAAACACCCAUGUUCCAAGAACAGAUAAUUACGUCUUCAGGAUCUCCUGCAAGUAUUAAAGUUACUUCUGAAAGUAUAGGAGACCAAAGAGCAAAGAGGUUCUCCAAUAGUUCCAUAUCGCCUCCUCCGCUGACCACUAGUAUUGAACCCACAAGGGAUUGGGCUGAAAGGGGGACACCACGCGCACAGACGAGGCAGGACUUCGACGAUAUUGACAAAAGAUUACAUUUAAGUAGUCUCAAAGAUAUACCGGAAGGUAUCCAUAGCUACAAGAGAACCACUGGGAGUGAUGAUCAAGCAGCAGAUCAGCCUGUUUUAAAGAAUGAGUAUUCUCCUAUGGGGAGUGCUGAGAUAACGGCGUUGCAGGCAGCCCUUGUUGAGUGCUGGUCGCUUUGCAACACUCUUGCCACCCUAAACUCAAUCCACCGGGAGCGAGGUAGUUUCGCUGUUGAGACCCAAGACGACGCCUGGAAGUCAUGCUGGCGGCUGUGUCAGCAGCUAUACGCAGGCCAAGUAGAUGAUUAUGCGUCCCAAGUUAACCCAACACUUGAUCUUUGCCGCAACUUCUGCCAAACUUUAUUUGAAACUCGGGCUCGCGACAGUGAGGUUUCAGACUCGGUUCUCCGCGUGAGCUUUGAGCUGAACAAUCAUCUAUAUAAUACACACGACCGUAACCUCCCAGAUGCAUUUAGGGAACGAACUCUCGACUUUUACAUCACACUAUGCCAUCGACUAAUGAAACAAAGAGAUUGCGUACCAGGUACAGACUCACUCCUAAGCGCCUGCUGGUCCUUGGCCGAGAUGCUGUUCAGUAUACGUCAGAACAAAAAAGAAGGCCGUGUGGUAGACGAAGAAUUGCUAGGUUCGGCAGUCCAAGCAUGCUGGGAACUUUGUGAUAUUUUCCGAGAAGGAUGGACGCAGAGGAAUCUAUGGAAUUCUGACCGUGGAACACCUCGACCAAGCCAGGCGACCUUUACAUUAGCUGAGAAACAAAUUAAGCAUUCUAAUAUUGCUCGGGCCGAGGACGCCCUACUCUGUCAGAGAAACCCUGAGACGCCAACAACGAUAUUCGAAGAUAUUGGCACUAUUUCUCCCAACGAAGGGCCCGCUCAGAACAUUUUCAUGUCUGGCCAGGGUCAAGACAAGGCUUCACGCGCUAACUGGUCAUCGAAUGCAUCAAGUAUCUCAGGGAAGAGUCAUUCUUCUCAGAGAACAUCCUCAACAAACACAGUUAUAACACUCUCUAGCGACUCGAAUAUAAACGGUCUCAGGGUUCUAAUCGCCAAGGCAGCCUUGAACAACGGAUUUCGGCGCAAUGGAUCCCAAGGUCUUCCAUCCUUUGUUAAGUCACUGUCAUCAGACGCCUUCGGGUCUGCUCCCUGGCAAGUGGCUCUUCUGAAACAUUACAAGAGUCUGGUAGUGUUCGAACCCACGUUUCAAGAUAUUGAGUCUGCGACCAGGGCAAGCGCGAUGGAUAUAUCUAAGGCGGUUAAGCUUAUGGCCCAGAGUGGGCGGUAUGUCUGGCUAUCUGACCUCUACCGCCUUGUAUUCGGUUUCCAUGUUGAAGAGGGAAUGAACUGUGACGCGAUUAUAUUACAGAUAUAGUCAAACUUCAUAUACUCUCUUAACAGUAUUAGAGGUAGCUUAAGAUAAAUAUCUGUUUCCUUUUCACUUGACAAUACAUACUGCUUCUGUAUAUACUAUGGUUAAGUUUUCUUUGGGUUGUAUGGCUCACGAUUACUGCAACUAGUUUUGUUUGUUCUCCUUAUUUUGACGUGGUAUAAUUGCAAAUUUAACGAUAUCAAAAGAAGCUACUCACCUGAAGAGUGAAAAAAAGAGUUAAAAGGUCAAUCUCUCACCCUACAGUCUGCAGAACAAUCCAGCAUGUUUUAAGUCGAAAGGCAGUCAGCUAACUACCAAUGGUUUACGGAUAUAGUAGGUUCAGAAAACCGCGUUUAGGGAGCUGGUGCUUUCUUCUGUUCACUGUUCAUACAAAAAC
This is a messenger RNA of Aspergillus versicolor CBS 583.65, 2617 nucleotides long. RefSeq lists its product as uncharacterized. The transcript is spliced from 7 exons. The record is from RefSeq and is a predicted model, not a curated record. The coding region runs from base 385 to 2223 and encodes 612 amino acids. Lineage: Eukaryota; Fungi; Ascomycota; Eurotiomycetes; Eurotiales; Aspergillaceae.